Molecule: messenger RNA, 453 nt
Organism: Bipolaris victoriae FI3
Lineage: Eukaryota; Fungi; Ascomycota; Dothideomycetes; Pleosporales; Pleosporaceae
Exons: 3
Coding region: 1-453 (150 amino acids)
Cellular component (GO): membrane
Source: RefSeq, a predicted model, not a curated record
AUGGUUGCUCCGGCUAUUCUCAUGGGCAUUCGCGGUGUCCAGGUGCUGUUCAGCAUCAUUGUGCUUGGCUUGAGCGCAUAUCUUGUUGAUGCAUACAUCACCUGGGUACCAGGAAGCGUUGCGUUUAUGCUCUUCACCUCCAUCUGGACCCUUCUCGUUGUCGCCUAUCUGAUCCUUGCGCCGACCCGCUUCCCUGCAGCUGCGCACAAGUAUGCUGUCGCGGGAGUCGAGUUCAUCACCAUGAUCUUCUGGUUCGCCGCUUUCGUCGCUGUGGCUACGCGCUGGGGCGGUGAGUGGUGGGUUGGCCAUGGCACCUUCUGGAGCUGUGGUGUUGCUGCUAUUAUUUUCGGAGCAUUCCUCUGGUUGACAUUUGUCGCUACCACUGUUCUUGCGGCGCUACAUGUUCGUGGCUCAGCAAGCAGCGACCCCGCCCCACCCAUGACCAACGUCUAA